UGAUGGUGCGAGCAGACUUCUUCGUUCUGCUGUUCUUAACCCAUGUGAGCGUCGUGUGGGGUUUCGCUCGUCUUAUGGAUGACGUGGAACUGCGAUCGGCGUUCUCGGUGGCACGCACCAGCAGCAUGGAGGGCGGGCCCAAGAUGACGGUGACCUUCGACACCGUGUAUAUCAACAUCGGAGGAGACUUCGAGCCCAAGAGCGGUGUGUUCCGCUGUCGGAUCCCCGGAGCUUAUUACUUCUCCUUCACCGUGGGGAAGUUUCCGCACAAAGACCUGUCCGUGAUGUUGAUGAAGAACAGGAACGAGGUGCAGGCCAUCGUAUACGAGGAGAACGCCGGAGAGGAGAGGAAGGUGCAGAGUCAGAGCGUGAUGCUGCUGCUGGAGUUCGGCGACACCGUGUCUCGCCUCCACGGCGACCCUCGCUACGCCCUCUACAGUAACACGGGACACUACACCACAUUCAACGGUUACCUGAUCUACCCUGACACCUACGGGUACCAGACGCACCGCCAGAGCCCCGCCCACACUUCCCAGCAGCCCCUGCAGGAUCGUGUCAGACCCACGACCAUGACCACGGACCAGGACCGGGACGACGAGGACGACGACGAAGACGAUGACCAGCGGUCCGCGUUCUCGGUGGGACGGACCCAGAGCAUAGUGGGCGUGGAUCAGAUGGGGAUGCCGCAGCACCAGCCCGGGCUUGACACAUCGUUCGUUAAUAUCGGCGAGGACUUCAACGUGACAGAGGGCGUGUUCUCCUGCCGCAUCCCCGGCGUCUACUACUUCUCCUUUAACGUUGGGAAGCUGCCCCAGAAGACGCUGUCGGUGAAGCUGAUGAAGAACCACCUGGAGGUGCAGGCCAUGAUCUACGACGACAGCCAGGGCGAGAAGGCGCUGCAGAGCCAGAGCCUGAUGCUGGCGCUCAAACCCGGAGACACCGUCUGGUUGUACUCGCACCAGAAGGACGGCUUCGGCUACAGCAACCACGCCAAGUACAUCACCUCCACCUGGUUCCUGGUCUACCCC
Molecule: messenger RNA, 1028 nt
Organism: Sphaeramia orbicularis (orbiculate cardinalfish)
Lineage: Eukaryota; Metazoa; Chordata; Actinopteri; Kurtiformes; Apogonidae
Product: complement C1q tumor necrosis factor-related protein 4-like
Molecular function (GO): protein binding
Source: RefSeq, a predicted model, not a curated record